CAAAAAUACAUUUUUUGGUUCCCUAAGACGAAGUUUAACCCCUGUAACUGCGAAAAGACGAGUUUUCGUUCAUUCUUGCGCAUCUUGGCCCUGAUUGGCGAAAUUUUCACUUCCAUGCGCUUGCGCACAGCGUCGCUGUGGCGCCUCCACGCGGUGCAUCUACGCGAAAGUGCAUCAUUUGGAGUUGGAGUGUAUAACGGGUAACUAUAUGUAUAUCACAUAUUAAAAUAGUUCCAUACAACAUCUGAAAUACAGUUAGGAAAGAAGAGCUUGGUAUCUGAAUUUUAUGAGGAAAUAGUUUUUCAAGAUCCAACAGCAUUGAUGCAACAUCUACUAAAUUCUAGUCAUAAUACAGAUUGCAAAGAGCCUUUGAAACCGUUACGAGAUGCUAGAACUACCCCAUCCGAACAAAGUAGUUGUUCAAGGAGUUCAGCCAAGGAAAGUUCUAAAGCUGGUCCUAGCUCUAGAAAACGGAGGCGUUCUGUUAUAGACGAAGGUGACAUAGUGUCGAAGAGGCUGCACAAUGAAGAAGCUAAAUUUGCUAAAAGUGUUGCUGGUAGAGAAGGGACACCUAGGUUUAAUCGAUUCUUAGAUUUUUUAAUUGAAGAGGAAGGAAAAAAAUGUCUAGAGGUUUUGAAAAGAGAAGGAGUAAAUUUAACUAAUAUGUCCAGUAUUUUAAGUAGAGCAGGAGCCAAUGCCGAGAAAGCUUUUAAAGAUUUAUAUAACCUUUGGUUUGAUGCAGAAGGAAAUAAAACUCAAUAUUUAAAAUCUCUAGAAAAAGAAGGAGUAAAUCUAUCUAAUGUGUCCAGUAUUUUAAGUAGAGCAGGAGCCAAUGCCGAAACAGCUUUUAAAGACUUAUAUGACCUUUGGUUUGAUGAACAAGGAAAUAAAACACAAUAUCUAAGAACUCUAGAAAAAGAGGAAAUAAAUUUACCUAAUAUAUCCAGUAUUUUGCAUGGAGUAGGAGCUAAGGCUAAAGUUACUUUUAUAGAAUUAUAUAAUCUUUGGUUUGAUGCAGAAGGAAAUAAAACACAAUAUUUAAAAACUCUAAAAAAAGAAGGAAUAAGUCUAGCUAAUAUGUCCAGUAUUUUAGGUGGGGCAGGAUCUAAUGCUGCAAAAACUUUUAAAGACUUAUAUUAUCUUUGGUUUGAUGCAGAAGGAAGCAAAACACGAUAUUUAAAAACUUUAGAAAGAGAAGGGAUAAAUCUAGCUAAUAUAUCCGGUAUUUUAAGUGGGACAGGAGCUAUGGCUGCAAAAACUUUUAAAGACUUAUAUGGUCUUUGGUUUGAUUCAAAAGGAAAGAAAACACAAUAUUUAAGAACUCUAGAAAAAGAAGGAAUAAAUCUAGCUAAUAUAUCCAGUAUUUUAGGUAGGGCAGGAGCUAAGGCUGUAAAAGCUUUUAAAGACUUAUAUGACCUUUGGUUUGAUACGCAAGGAAAUAAAACUCAAUAUUUAAAAACUCUAGAAAAAGAAAGAAUAAACCUAGCUAAUGUGUCCAGUAUGUUAAGUGGAGCAGGAGCUAAGGCUGUAAAAGCUUUUAAAAGCUUACAUGGUCUUUGGUUUGAUUCAGAAGGAAAGAAAACACAAUAUUUAAGAACUCUAGAAAAAGAAGGAAUAAAUCUAGCUAAUAUAUCCAGUAUUUUAAGUAGGGCAGGAGCUAAGGCUGUAAAAGCUUUUAAAGACUUAUAUGACCUUUGGUUUGAUACGCAAGGAAAUAAAACACAAUAUUUAAAAACUCUAAAAAAAGAAGGAAUAAGUCUAGCUAACAUAUCCAGUAUUUUAAAUGGAGCAGGAUCCAAUGCUGUAAAAGCUUUUAAAGACUUAUAUGACCUUUGGUUUGAUACGCAAGGAAAUAAAACACAAUAUUUAAAAACUCUAAAAAAAGAAGGAAUAAGUUUAGCUAAUAUGUCCAGUAUUUUAAGUGGGGCAGGAUCUAAUGCUGCAAAAACUUUUAAAGACUUAUAUGAUCUUUGGUUUGAUGCAGAAGGAAACAAAACACAAUAUUUAAAAACUUUAGAAAGAGAAGGGAUAAAUCUACCUAAUAUGUCCAGUAUUUUAAGUGGAGCAGGAUCUAAUGCUGCAAAAGCUUUUAAAGGCUUAUAUGAUCUUUGGUUUGAUGCAGAAGGAAAGAAAACACAAUAUUUAAAAACUCUAGAAAAAGAAGAAAUAAAUCUGACUAAUAUAUCCAGUAUUUUACAUGGAACAGGAUCUAAUGCUGUAAAAGCUUUUAAAGACCUAUAUAAUACUUUAUUUGAUGAGCAAGGAAAUAAAAAACAGCAUUUAAAGCAUUUUGUUAAGAAAAAUGGUUUUACAAUACAUAACUUAUCAAGUAUAUUAAGUGGAUCAGGAGUCAAUGCUCAAUAUGCUUUUGAAAAGUUGCAUAGUGUCUGUUUUAACGUCAAAGGGAAAAGAACAAAACUUUUAAAUGAUUUCUAUAAUGCAGGUUUUGAGCCUGGUAACUUAUCCUGUAUGUUAUGUGGAGCAGGAGUUCAUGCUUCUUCUAUUUUACAAAGAUUGCAUAGUGUUUGUUUUGAUGAUAAAGGAGAAAGAACAGAGCUUUUAAAUGACUUCUGUAAUGUAGGUUUUAGGUUGGGUGAUUUAUGCAAUAUAUUGAGUGGCGUAGCAGGUAAUCUAGAAGAAUUUCACGAUUUUUGUUUUAUAGGAGAAACAAAAAAGUAUUUGUACCAUUUUUUAGAUGAGAAAGAAAGUUUUACGCCGAGUAAUUUAUGUAGUAUAUUACAUGGAGCAAGAGCUAAUAUUUAUUUUGCUUUAAUAGAUUUUCAUAAUGUUUGUUUUGAUGGGGCAGGAAAUAGAACACAGCUUUUAGAUGAUUUCUAUAGAGCAGGUUUUACAGCAAGUAAUUUAUCCAAAAUAUUGUCCAUGGCAGGAAAUAAUGCCUCUUCUAUUUUAGUAAAUUUUUAUAAAUCUUGUUUUAAUAAAGAAAAUUAUUUAAAUCACUUUUUAGCAGAGAAAAGACUCUUUACACCAAAUAAUUUAUCUAAGAUAUUAGAUAGAGUAGGACUUAAUAUUUGUUUUACUUUUGAAAAACUGCAUGAUCUUUGUUUUGAUAAAGAAGGAAACAAAACAAAUUAUUUAGAUAAUCUUAUCAAAAGUAACCCGACAAAUAAAAUACUUAAUAUAUUACAUAAAGAAGUUAAAAAAGCUCCUUCUACCUUUUUAGAUGGUAUAUCACUGCAACAACAGAAUAUUAGCGGGACAGAGAAAACAAAAUAAGAAAAUAUAGAUGAUCUUACACAGUAAAGUCUACUGAGUAGACCAACACAUUCCAAAACAAAAAGCUCUCGCGGCCCUUAGUUUUGGGCGCUAGAGAUGGUUGUAUUAUUUAAGUUUCUAGAGAUAUAUAAUACUAAAUUAAUAGAGAUUGAUUUAAGAAUAGCAAAGAGAAAUCGAGAUUUCCGUCUACUAUCAUCAGUUUUGGUUGGCUUUAAUUAAGUUCUCUUUAGAACACCAUUAUCAACUAUAUCGCUGACAUCUAUGGAUGAUUAAAUUUUUAUUAAAGAAAUAUGUUGAAUUGUAAUACUAUUUUAGUAAUAAUGUGAUGAAAGUUUUAUUAUUUAAAUAGUUAUUAAUGGCUAAAAUUCAUGCAAGGUCAACAAGAUCAAAAUAUGGCAUAAUAGGAGCUCCUAGACAACUUACUAGAAAUCCUAUUUCAGUUUUUAAACUCAUAAAAGAAGGAAAUAGCGGAAAGAAAGAAGAACAUGAAAAACUGUUAAAGAAAUUAAGAGAAGAA
Molecule: messenger RNA, 3751 nt
Organism: Osmia bicornis bicornis
Lineage: Eukaryota; Metazoa; Arthropoda; Insecta; Hymenoptera; Megachilidae
Exons: 3
Coding region: 322-3234 (970 amino acids)
Source: RefSeq, a predicted model, not a curated record